ACCAGCACACCUUCCUCUCCACCUGCUCCUCUGAUCUACUCCAUCCUCAACCAAACACCAGAACCAUGACCUGCUGUGGCUGUUCAGGAGGCUGUGGCUCCAGCUGUGGGGGCUGUGGCUCCAGCUGUGGGGGCUGUGGCUCUGGCUGUGGGGGAUGUGGCUCAAAUUGUGGGGGCUGUGGCUCCAGCUGCUGCAAGCCUGUGUGUUGCUGUAAGCCUGUGUGCUGUUGUGUUCCUGUCUGUUCCUGCUCCAGCUGUGGAGGCUGUGGCUCCAGCUGUGGUGGAUGUGGCAGCUGUGGCUCCAGCUGUGGGGGCUGUGGCUCCAGCUGUUGCAAGCCUGUGUGCUGCUGUGUGCCUGUCUGUUCCUGCUCCAGCUGUGGAGGCUGCAAGCCCUGCUGCUGCCAGUCCAGCUGCUGCAAACCCUGCUGCUCUUCAGGCUGUGGGUCUUCCUGCUGUCAGUCCAGCUGCUGCAAGCCCUGCUGCUGUCAGUCCAGCUGCUGCAAGCCCUGCUGCUGUCAGUCCAGCUGCUGCAAGCCCUGUUGCUCUUCAGGCUGUGGGUCUUCCUGCUGUCAGUCCAGCUGCUGUAAGCCCUGCUGCUGUCAGUCUAGCUGCUGCAAGCCCUGCUGUUGUCAGUCUAGCUGCUGCAAGCCCUGCUGCUGUCAGUCUAGCUGCUGCAAGCCCUGCUGCUGUCAGUCCAGCUGCUGCAAGCCCUGCUGUUCAUCAGGCUGCGGGUCUUCCUGCUGUCAGGACAGCUGCUGA
This is a messenger RNA of Mus musculus (house mouse), 758 nucleotides long. It is a transcript of the gene Krtap5-1, whose product is annotated as keratin associated protein 5-1. The transcript has a single exon. NCBI's taxonomy places the organism in Eukaryota, Metazoa, Chordata, Mammalia, Rodentia, Muridae. The coding region runs from base 66 to 758 and encodes 230 amino acids. The record is from RefSeq and is marked validated.